AUGAGUGAGGCCCGCCCUCUUGACCUUAAUUAUGGUCAUUUCGGCGAGCCUAGCUAUGACUCCGAAAAUCAUGAAUGGCACUUUCCUCGGCAGCCAGGCAGAACCCGAGAACUGAAGCUGAUCGGACAACCAGUGAGAGCACUGCAGUCUCCCUUGCUUGGCCGUACCGCGCACAUCCAGAGCGCUACCGAGCGCGCUCAAAACAUCAAAGAUAUCACGCACCAAUACCCCGAGCUGCUACCUGCCUCAUCUCUACUCCCUGCAUUGGCGCAAGUAUCAGAGGUUAUCGAAGACGUCACAUCUAGCCAUGAUCCAACUGUGUCAGAGCUGCUGGCAUUCGGAGAAGCAGUCGACUUAGACAACAUAGGCCAUAGGUCUGAAAGAUUGCCCAUUGCUGCUGUCGCGGGAGGUGAUGCAGGGGAAGCGGUGAGGCUUGUACUGCUGAAUCACGAGAAGCUGGGUUGGGAAGAAAGUAAAAACCUACGAUUGAGUGCGUUCAGCGCCAAGGGCGGAGAAGAAGGAUGGUGGUCUGGCAAUGGUAGCCCUAUACAACAAUUGGUCUUUGGGGAAGCUGAGGGUCGACCGAGUUCUUGGCUUGCUGUUCGAUGCCAUGGUGCUGUGUCGGUGCUUCGACCUCAGUUACGGCGAACUGCUGAUAUGCUGCCGUUUGCCCACGCAGCCUCAAACCACAAUCCUUCAUCUCGUCUGAAUGUCAAUCAUAUUGUCACUUUACCGAUCCACCAGGUUAAUGACGCGCCAUAUUCUGAUAUUGCUUUCAAUCCGUGGUACAACCAACAAAUCGCAACCGUCGAUCAAAAGGGUGGUUGGGCUCUCUGGGAUAUUGAGAAAAAGGAGAAGCAAGCCAGAGGGAAAAAGGUUUGGACAGUCCAAAAGAUCCGGGACGGCGGGUUGCUCGGUGGCUUGCCUGAAGGGGAGACCCUUACGUCCAGCGUCGCAGACGGAUGGGGUACAGUGCUAUGGGCUGGUGACCUUUCUACAAUCGUCGUCGCCCGUCGAAGGAUGCUUGCGGUCUAUGGUAUUGCAGGCAAGCCGAGACGACUCGUUGCACCGAGCCUCGUAUCGACGACGACCUCGGAGUGGAUUCUCGAUGUGAAGCGGAGUUCAAAAGACUCGACUCAUGUCUUCGUGAUAACUACAUUCAGCAUCUUCUGGCUGCAAAUUGCUGGCUCUGCUGGGAACCGCAAAGGUGAAGAGGUGGCAGCGGGUGCGAAGUGCUUACUCUCCUGGCGUCAUUUCAGAGACCCCGAAGACAUCUCUCUGCGCUUGCGGGUUGCUGAAGACUCCGAGAGUGGGGACCGUGAUGACGAUAGAGAAACAACCCUCGUCCUACUCUACUCUCGCUUGACUGGUCUGGCAAACGCCUUUACAUUUCGGUAUGCAAGGUCUCUCUCGAAUUUAGCACCCUCCGCUUCAGAUCUCUACCUCCUCCCGCUACCUAAAGAUGCGCCGGAUAUCAUGGCCUCAAGGGCAAACCAUCAUGGCUCGCACAGAAGCUCUAGGAUCUCAGCAAUAAUUCUCAAGGCUAUCAAAUACGAGAGUCCCAAGGGCUCUAUCGUAUCUGGGCUGGGACAAACCUACUUGGAAAACGAUGUAGCGUUCUACCAGCUCAGCUUACUCACUAACGACCUGGCCUUAUCGGAGUGUCUGUACGCGGAGGUGCAGACCGAUUUCAAAGCAGAAUUAUACCCGCCGAAUAAAAUCAGCCGCUCAGAAAUUGCAAGAACUCCAGCAAAAGUUUUCAGCGACUUCUUUGUCCCCAAUGGAUUUGUGGAUGGAGAUUAUGAAGACUCGCCACACAAUGGUAUUGCUGAGAAAGAUUCAGACGUUGAGAGUCGGGCAAACCUUGCAAUAUCCAAAGAGGAUCCUUGUACCUUAAACUUUGAGUGGCUGGAGAACGAGAUCCAUAGCACAUUGACCGAAGCACCUCCCGCCGCGGCCUUCCACGAAGUUCUAGAUCUCCUUCGAAAUGAGGUAGAGGACAAGGCUGCAUUAGGAGUUCCGACUAUGGAGACGCUGCUUCGCAUAGUGAAUGCGAGCGUUUCAGUACUCGAUUUAGACAAGGCGUCCGGUGACUUCAUCGACUUCUUGGACGACAUCAAACAGUUGACUUUUGAAUGUGAGAGUGGCAAGAACACGGACGAAGAAAGACAAUUGAUGGUCUCGACUAUAUUGACACUUACGUUGCGGGCAGGUCUGGGUAUCCGGAAUACCGCUGAGCUGUCUUCGAUCUACGAAACCCUGAUCCAAACCUGGAUAGUGCCGUUGUCACGUCGAAUACCUGGCCGGGUACGAAUUGCGUUGGAGAAGUUAUUGAGAGACAUGGCAGGCAACAUCUGUCUUGCCAGCUAUGCAAUGCAUAUCGGCUUGGGGACGAGAAGCAAAGAUGACGAGGAUCAAACCCAAAGCUUGGAGGCUGGCGCACGGUUUGUGCUCCCCGUUAGGAGGCGAACAUCAGCAACCAGCUUGGGCAAGGGCAAAGAACGCUCAGAUGCAGUGCCUUCACCGCCACCAGCAUCAUCACAGAUGUCCGAGGACGCUGGUUUCAUGCCUUUAUCUGCAUUCGCGGCUCUACCAACACCUGAGCCGACGCCAUCGCUACGGUCUCGAAGCUCUGUAUCCUCUCUCGCAGGUUCGGAAGACCCAGCGAGCCAGCGACUACGGGUGUACGCAAGUUUGACACCCCAGCCAGCUCUGCCCGAAAAGUUGGCAAAUCUUCUUGACCACUGGCAAGUCGGUGGUGAUCCAGCCAAGUACGACUGGGAAGCAGCUCAGCAAGCCACUGUGACGGAAGACGAGAGCGAAUAUGAUUCGCAAGGAAGGCAGCGUCGACGAGCAGAAAAGCGACCUAAGAGGCAAAGAGAGAAUACCGCUGGACCAACAUCCCAACCAACACCAAAACGACUUGGAGGCAGUCAACCUCAGCAAGGCCAGGAUACUCAAGAUAUGCAGGGCAGUAGCCAGCAGACAGAGAGAGUGGUCACCAUGAGCCAGGUCGAGUCUGGGAAGUUCGGUGGUCGUCCUGCUAAGAAUAGGAAAUUGAAGGUCAAAGCUAGACCUGCAGGCUUCAAGUGA
Molecule: messenger RNA, 3093 nt
Organism: Letharia columbiana
Lineage: Eukaryota; Fungi; Ascomycota; Lecanoromycetes; Lecanorales; Parmeliaceae
Exons: 3
Coding region: 1-3093 (1030 amino acids)
Biological process (GO): nucleolar large rRNA transcription by RNA polymerase I
Cellular component (GO): RNA polymerase I core factor complex
Molecular function (GO): RNA polymerase I general transcription initiation factor binding; RNA polymerase I transcription regulatory region sequence-specific DNA binding
Source: RefSeq, a predicted model, not a curated record